AUGGCUUUUCGCUCCGUCGUCCUGGCCUUGGCGGUAAACCUCGUGUGUGCGGACUUCGUGUAUGACGACAAGCUGGGGGCGGGGAAAUCCCCGGUGCUUCCGCUGGGAAGUGCUGACCGAUUUGUGCGCAGCGCCUACGAGAUCACCCGAACCACUACGGGUGCCUUGGGGAUUGUGGGCGGUCAGCAUUCCCAGCUGAUCUUGGAUUUUGGCGAUCAGGAGCCCAUGCUGGCCAUCGACUUGCACACCGUCCGCGAUCCCAAGAGGUCCGAGGAGCGCCUUGAUCUGGGCGCCAUCUUCGUGCUGCGGAUCCCCUUCGAGGACGUGAGCAGCUCGAAGAAAAUGAACUCGGCCAACACCAUGACGCAGGAGGAGCUGAAAGCAGCCAAGGCCACGAACCCCAACUUCGCGGCCAAAUCUGUGUACCGGGAGAUGAGCAUGGGUCGGAAAGUGUCAGAAAGGGAGGUCUUCUCUUUCCUGCGGGUUUGGCACAAGCUCUUUGCGCACCGCUACGGCAAGCUGAGCUUCAAUUGCCAGGUCAUGAUUGGUGCUGCCUGGUCGUACAUGAGCGGGGGGACCCUGACAUGUCCCAACUGCCAUCUCUUCAGCCUGCCGUCGGGCGACGAGAUCCACGCGCUGUUUGAGAUGACCAAAGAGCGGCAACACGCACUGGCCAUGGGCUCGGUGGAGCACACCCAUGGCCUCAUGGUGGACACGCUGGACACUUUGAACGGCGAGUGUGGCUUCCGCGACCGGCUGCUGAUGCCCAACGUCUCCGCCUUCCCGUCUCCCCGGGCUUUGCCCUUGACGAAGCACCAGCUCUCAGGGGACGGCACCGCGGUGUUCCGCGCCUACACGCUGGGGCUGCACCACAUCGGCUCCAGCUUCGACUUCUCCGAGCACCCGGAGGUCUUCCGCGGGGACCUGAGCUACGCCAAGCGCGCCUUCACCUCUGCGGAGCACGCCUUGCUGUACCAGGACGAUGACAACCAGCUGGAAAGGGCCGCGCGCACCAGCAUCAAGGUGGGGCCGUUUGACCUGGCGCUGAAUCUGGGGGGCAGCCUCUUCAAGUUUUUGCUGAAUCUCCCGGGGCAAGAGACGAGCAGUGCCACGGUGAACACCGGCAUGGAUCUCUUGCGGCAGAUGGAUCUGGGGCGGCGCAUGGUCAAGGUCGGUGACCAGGUGAGUUACAGUGGCCGGCAGCGAUUCACCUACGCCGUGACCGACACGCGCCUGGAGAUUGCCACCGGCGGCAUGCUCGACUCAUUGAAGAUUCCCUUGGGGAUCACUGGGCUGCUGUCGAAGACGAUGAAGUUCGACCUCUUGAGUAAGCACAACAUGCACGCAGGCUCCCGCAAAGACUUGCGCUAUGCCGGCGAGGUGGUGGUCAUCAACAAGAACCCCGCACAUGCGAACAAUGUGGAGCUCUGGACCGAGGAGGAUGAGUAUGAGAUGGUCUUUGACAACGGCUCGGGGUCGUACAAGCCUUACUGGCCGGCACCCCAGUUAGAGGAGCUGCUGCAUUGCAACCUCCCGGACGUGCCCGGGAAGUUCUCCAUCCGCGUGAUGCGGGGCUCCUUCGGCGCCGACCAAGCCACCUUGGACGCCUACUGCGACGUGUGGAAAGGCGUGGACGACAUCCCAGAGGCCGAGGAGUGCAAGCGGUCGCUGGGCUUCGUCGCCGUUCAGCCGGAGGUCCACAGGUGCUGCGGUUCGAUGAAGUCAGAGGAGGGCAGCUGCACGUGGAAGUGGUCGGGCGCCAACGACUGCGUGGAGGUGCCUGGGCAUUGCUGCCAGGAGACCGUCGUGAGCCAGCCCGGCGCCUGUCUGGCCGAGCCGACCUGCAAGGCGCAGAUCAUGUCCCACAGCAACGCGAAGGCCUUCCUGAACAAGGCGGACGCUGGUUUGAAGAAGUUGUGGGGCGGCAGGAGGGACGAGUGCUGGGCGCGGCAAUGGCGCACGCGCAUGUUCGACUGCUUUGCAGCCCACCAGGUGGGCACCCCGAUGAGCCUGCGCACGCAGACGUAUAUGAAGGAGUUGAAGGAAUACUUUGAGAGCGACCCUUCCCAUGCGAAAAGGUGGACCGCGUACCUCGACAACCUGCAGGAGAACUUCCAUGUGGAGCACAUCACUCUGGAGCACCUGAAGGAUGGGCCUACGAAUUUGGGCAAGGACAUCACCGUGGCGCAGUGCAUGCUGCCCUUCCUCAACAAUGCCUUCUCUUACGUGCCCUUGAGCCUCAAACUCUCGAACUUUCUCAAGGUGGGCGUCUAUGACCCCUCGGAGGGCCGCAUCUAUGGGGCCAACCUCCGGAAGUUGUGGCUCCAGUACCACCAAUACAUCUUCAACGAGCUCGACUACAAGGGCGAGAGCUACAAGACCGGCCACGACGGAGAAGAGGGCUGUGGGACGGAAUUGACAAUUCCCAGGGCCGCUGACGAGUGGGGCAACGCCGUGUCCGAGUCCGAGGUGGAGACUGAACCGGAGACCUUUGAGCUGCAGCUCAGCGCGGCAGAGCUGGCGACCUUGCAGCUGACGGACCGGCUCGGCACAUUCGAGGUGCAGUGCGGCGCAGUCGUCACCGGCGAGGAUUUCGCUUAUGAGAGCUCCCUCUCUGGGUCCAUGAUCGUAGCGGUCCAUGGAGUCCCCACUUUGCACAGGUCCUUUGAGGACACAAAAGCCAUGAUCUCGAAGAGCCUCCAGACUGGGCCCGUGCGACUGAAGUUCCAGCGAGUGAACCCGGGCUUCUGCAACAGGCAGCUUGACGAAUGUCAGGACCGCAUUCCCAUCCCGGGCUCGGAGGACUGGGCGCGGUGCUGGUACACCAAGGGAGAGCAAGCCUGCGGGGAGUACUGCUGUUGCCCCAGCGGCUACCAGUACUACACCAGCUAUUUGUCCUCUGGCUGCAGCAGAUGCCCAUCCGAGGGACAUAGCAAUGUAGACGCUGGCUUUGGAGAUCUGCCGGGGAUCGUCCAGGACACGGGCCGGCUGUUGACCUCGGAGUCUGUGAGCCACAUCGAUGCCUGCGAGCGCGCCGGGGAGACGGAGGCCGUUGAGUUGGACGAUGAAGACUUGGUCAUAGAGGCGAAGCAAUCAACGCAGAGUGAUGGUGGCUCCGUAGAAAGCGCCAGUGAUGUGAAUAUCGAACUCGCAAGUCCGGGCACCACCUCAGACGUUUCGCCGAAGUCCUCCACCUCGCGGUGCAUGCCCAAGGAUAAGAAGAAGAAGAAGAAAGCGGAAGCUCGAGGGAUUGUGUUGAACGCCGGCGGCGGACAAUCAGGAUCCGAGGAUGAUGUCGACGUCGUGACUUCAGCAGCUCUAGGCAUCAACAUCGACAAUCCAGGGAAGAUCCAGGACUUCUACGAUCUCGGGAGGGUCCUAGGCGAAGGCUCCUUCGGCGCAGUUUUCAAGGCCUCGGUGAAAGCCACCGACGCCAUCCGCGCCGUGAAGCGAAUCCCGCUGCCCAAAGCUGGCCGCGAUAGAGACACGCGCCUGGACUUCCUGAAGGAGGAGAUCCGAGUUGCCAAGAUGUUGGAUCAUCCGAGUAUCGUGAAGCUUUUCGAAGUCUUCGAAGACAGCAAGAGUGUCUACAUGGUGAUGGAGCUGUGUCGAGAUGGCGAUCUGGAGGAACAUGUCCAGGAGGGCGGCAUCGAAGAGUUGGAUGCUGCCACGGUCAUGCAGCAGAUCCUCCGGGGGGUCGCCUACAUGCACGUGCACAGGAUCUGCCAUCGUGAUCUGAAGUCCGAGAACAUGCUGCUUGUCCUGCAGCCGCCGGCGAAGAAGGGCAGCAAGCAUAGCCACUCCAAGUUCGAGAGCGCUAUCCGCAUCUCUGACUUCGGGCUCUCCUGCACUUUUGAGGAGGGUCAAAUGAUGAAGCGGAACUGCGGCACUGACAGCCACAAGUCCCCUCAGGUCUACGCACAUAGCUACACGCAGAAGUGUGACGUGUGGGCCUGUGGCGUGAUUAUGUACUACCUUUUGAGUGGCAAAAUGCCAUUUGAGGGAAGAGAUGCGGAAGAGCUGCACAAGAAGAUCAUGAACGGCAAGGUGACGUGGUGCCAGGAGUGGAUGCAACGAUCCGGUGAGGCCAUGAACCUCGCCCGGCAGCUCCUGCACCCCAACGAGUCCAGCCGCACCGAGGCGGCCCAGGCACUCAAGCACAAGUGGUUUGCCAAGAAGGUGCCACGCAGAAGGCUGGCGGCGGUUGACGAGGCGAUCCUAUCGAGCCUACGGGGCUUCAGAAAGCUGAACAAAUUCCGGAAGGUCUCGCUCGCUGUCAUCGCCAGCAUGCUGCCGGAGAAGGUGAUUCGCCCUGGCCGAGACUUGUUCGUGUACCUGGACAAAGACGGCGACGGGGAGGUGACCCUCACCGAGCUCCGCGAGGCGAUGCAGGAGCUCAAGACCAAGCCGCCCGAUGCCGCAGGUGUCUCCGAGGAUAUCUUCUCCGCCCAAGGCUACAGGGCGGGUAGCAAGGAGAGCAAGUCCAAAGCGGUGCUGCAGAAGCAGGACUCCUUUCAGGCGGACCAAGCCUUCCCGGCCUUCAGCUACACCGAGUUCAUCGCUGCCACCUUCGACCGUGGGAGGCACUCCACCGAGGCGGUGUGCAAGGCCGCGUUUCGAUGCUUUGACAAGGACGGGUCCGGGCAACUGGAGCCUUCGGAGCUGGUGGAUGGCUAUCUCUUAGGAAAGCUCGAGCCCGAAGAGGUAGAGCAGAUUAUGCAAGAGCUCGACGCCAACGGUGAUGGUGAAAUUGACUUCCAGGAAUUCAUGGCAAUGAUGUCUCACCAGGAGCGGAAAGGGUGGGAGGAGGAGCUCGGGAGAUUUGGCAGGUUUGCAUGUAGGUAG
Messenger RNA from Effrenium voratum, 4845 nucleotides. The record is from the annotation of a GenBank genome assembly. NCBI's taxonomy places the organism in Eukaryota, Dinophyceae, Suessiales, Symbiodiniaceae.